GACGCAGCAAUGACCAAGUUCUGACUGAGCAGGGUGCUAAGGCCUAUAUAAUUAGAGUGCAGACGAGCCAUUGCUCGUCCAAUUCCUUAAGGUGGCCCCUUUAUUGCAAAGCGCCCUAUUUGUUGCGAAAAUUGCAACAUCGCAAUCCUUAGUGCGCGCACAGGCAUCGCAGCGGCUCUUUCAGUAUCUGAUCUUCUCUUGUUCCCACACCCCAGAUAUCAAGAUCAUUCUCGAAUACUAGCACUAAGAUGGCACCACUCAAUAAACUGCAGGAGAAAUACGACUACAUCUGCAUCGGUGGUGGAAGCGGAGGAGUCGCAUCAUCGCGUCGCGCUGCAUCUUAUGGCAAGAAAGUUGCUCUCAUCGAAUCGUCACCGCAUCUGGGUGGUACUUGUGUGAAUGUUGGCUGCGUUCCCAAAAAAAUCAUGUGGCAUGCGGCAGACCUUGCAGACCGUCUGCGCCAUGCAAGCAAAGGGUACCAUUUCGAAAAUGUCCCUCCGCCCCAGUUCAACUGGGCAUCCUUCAAACCGCAGCGUGAUGCCUACAUUCGCCGGUUGAAUGGCAUAUAUGAGAAGAACCUCGAGAAAGAAAAGGUGGACUACUAUGGCGGUGCUGCCCGUCUAGUCUCGCCCAACGAGGUUCAGAUCACGCCGUCCGACGGUAGCGAGCCAUACGUCAUAGCAGGUGACUACAUCACCGUUGCCACUGGAGGUCGCCCUACCAUACCAAGUGACGACCAGAUCCCUGGCGCGAGUCUUGGAAUCGAUUCGGAUGGCUUCUUUGACCUUGAGGACCAACCUAAGCGCGUGGCUGUCGUCGGCGCAGGAUACAUCGCCGUUGAGCUCGCCGGUGUACUUCAUACACUAGGAAGUGAGACACAUGUUCUCAUCAGGCGUGAACACGUUCUCCGCACCUUUGAUCCCAUCCUCCAGGAUACACUUACACCUUGGAUGGAGCACACUGGAAUCAAGAUCCACAAAAAUACAUCGGUCAUCAAAGUUGAAGGCCAGAAGGGUGGUGAAUUGACUGUGCACCUCAACGAUGGCACACAACUCAAGGUGGACUGCGUGCUGUGGGCUAUAGGACGGCACGCAAACACUGAGGGUGUGGGUCUCGAAGAGCUGGGGAUCCAGCUCGACAAGAAGGGCGAUGUAGUUGUGGAUGAAUUCCAGAAGGCCCUGUUUGUAGAGGGCAAGCCUCAGCUGCAGAAUAUAUUUGCGAUAGGUGAUGUCCAGGGCAAGGCGCUCUUGACGCCUGUCGCUAUUGCAGCAGGUCGGCGACUAUCAAACAGGCUGUUUGGGCCUGAGAAAUUCAAGAACGACAAAUUGUUGUAUGAGGAUAUCCCAACGGUCGUUUUCUCUCACCCCACCAUUGGCACAGUAGGCCUAACGGAGCCCGAAGCUCGCCAGAAGUAUGGGUCUGCUGUUAAGAUCUACAAAUCCUCGUUCCGCUCACUUUACUUCUCUCAAAUUGAGGAAGAGCACAAGGAGCCUACCGUGUACAAGCUUAUUGUUGUUGGCGAAGAAGAACGUGUAGUUGGUGUACAUAUUAUUGGACAAGGAAGCGACGAGGUAUUGCAAGGCUUUGCAGUGGCCGUCAAGAUGGGAGCCCGGAAACAGGACCUAGAUGACACGGUUGCUAUCCAUCCAACAUCUGCUGAAGAACUGGUCACCCUUCGUUAAGCCAGCCACGCUGGUGGGGUCCGGCCAUCAUAUAGCAUAAAGUCAUGUGUACUUUUAGAAUACAAAUUUCAGGAGCUGAAGCCGAA
Molecule: messenger RNA, 1768 nt
Organism: Suillus discolor
Lineage: Eukaryota; Fungi; Basidiomycota; Agaricomycetes; Boletales; Suillaceae
Exons: 8
Coding region: 249-1682 (477 amino acids)
Biological process (GO): glutathione metabolic process; cellular response to oxidative stress; cell redox homeostasis
Cellular component (GO): cytosol; mitochondrion
Molecular function (GO): glutathione-disulfide reductase (NADPH) activity; NADP binding; flavin adenine dinucleotide binding
Source: RefSeq, a predicted model, not a curated record